This is a messenger RNA of Aspergillus thermomutatus, 2727 nucleotides long. RefSeq names its product NAPDH-dependent diflavin reductase (gene tah18). Gene Ontology annotation, molecular function: flavin adenine dinucleotide binding; NADPH-hemoprotein reductase activity; FMN binding. The transcript has 7 exons. Bases 1 to 2727 code for a protein of 908 amino acids. Gene Ontology annotation, cellular component: cytosol. NCBI's taxonomy places the organism in Eukaryota, Fungi, Ascomycota, Eurotiomycetes, Eurotiales, Aspergillaceae. The record is from RefSeq and is a predicted model, not a curated record.
AUGAGCGAGAGUCGGACCCAGGGCCCCCCGAAGCGGACCGCUCUUGUCCUGUACGGCUCGGAAACAGGAAACUCGCAAGAAGUGGCCGAAGAGCUUGGAGCGCUGGCCGAGCGCUUACAUUUCGUGACUCAUGUCGCUGAAUUGAAUUCUGUAAAGGCUGAGUUGCUCAAGUCUUUUACUUUUACGAUAUUUGUUGUGUCGACGACCGGCCAGGGUGAGUUUCCUGCGAAUGCUCGGUCAUUUUGGAGAUCCUUGCUUCUGAAGAAGCUCCCGCCUACUUUCUUGAGCGGGGUCAAUUAUGUUUCGUUUGGAUUGGGUGAUAGUUCAUACCCCAAGUUUAAUUGGGCUGCGCGGAAAUUGCACAAGCGUCUACUCCAACUCGGGGCGAAUGAGAUAUAUCCCCGUGGUGAGGCUAAUGCACAACAUCCAGAAGGACUUGAAGGCACAUUCAUUCCAUGGAUUACGGACUUUCGGAGGCACUUGCUGGACAAGUAUCCGCUUCCUGAAGGGCUGCAUCCGAUACCGGAUGAUGUGCAACUGCCGCCUAAAUGGGUUCUGAGAUUGCAAGAACAGGCCACAACAAGUGAAGAGCCUACGGAGCAGACUUCAGUCAGCGAACAGACAGCGUCUGACGAGUAUCCGGGGCUGACUCGGCUGGAUCACGACGUGAGACCCAUCCCGGAUUCAUUGACGGCGACCCUUGUUGAAAACAGACGGGUCACACCACGUACGCAUUGGCAAGAUGUGCGCCAGAUAUCGCUUACGGUCUCUGAGGCGGUCACCUAUGCUCCUGGGGACAUGGUCUGCAUCACCCCGAAGAAUUUUGAUUAUGAUGUCCAAGCACUGAUUGACAUGAUGGGCUGGGGAGAAGCGGCUGACAAGUUGGUAUCGCUGGCUCCUGGCGAAAAGCUUCAAGCAGCAGCGGAGUUGCAUGCUCCGCCAAUCCCUGGUCUUGAGAAGUAUCCCAAGUUGACGCUGCGAGCGCUCCUGACGGACUACAUCGAUAUCAGAGCCAUUCCUCGGCGGUCGUUCUUCUCGGCCAUUGCACACUACACCAGCAACGAGAUGCACAAGGAACGACUCCUCGAGUUUACGAAUCCCGAGUACUUGGAUGAGUUUUGGGACUACACAUCACGGCCGAGGCGAAGCAUUCUGGAGGUCUUGCAUGAGUUUCAUUCUGUCAAGAUCCCAUGGCAGCAUGCGACGGCGGUCUUCCCUGUCCUUCGAGGGAGGCAGUUCAGCAUCGCCAGCGGAGGGGAUUUGAAAACGACAUCCGAUGGGGGAGCGAAAUUCGAGCUGCUGAUCGCCAUUGUAAAGUAUCAAACGGUGAUCAAGCGGAUCCGAGAAGGGGUGUGUACAAGAUACCUGUCUGUGCUUCGGCCAGGCAGUACCCUCCAAGUCCAGCUGCAGCGCGGAGGACUCAACUCCUCCAUCAACCAACUGGUUGGCCCGACUGUCCUUAUCGGACCUGGUACCGGUGUCGCGCCCUUGCGCUCAAUGCUCUGGGAGAAAGCUGCUCUCGUGAAAGCGUUCCGCGAAGAGUAUUCCGAUGUCAGGCCCCCGAUUGGGCCUACGAUUCUUCUCUACGGCGGCCGCAAUCGCGCCGCCGAUUUUUUCUUCGAGAACGAGUGGCAAAAAUUGAGUGACUUGGUCGACUUGCAGGUCUUCACUGCGUUUUCACGAGAUCAGCGACACAAGAUUUAUGUCCAGGAUAUCAUACGACAGAAUUUCGGCCUGUUUUUCAGGCUGCUACACGAUAUGAAUGGCUCGGUGUAUAUCUGUGGUUCAUCGGGGAGAAUGCCGCAGGCAGUCAGGGAGGCCCUCAUUGAAGCAUUUCAGCAUGGAGGGCAGGCCGAUGGACAGCAGGUUGACCGAGGUGGAGCAGAGGAGUAUCUGAUAGGGAUGGAGAAGAGCGGGCGGUAUAAGCAGGAGACUUGUUGCACAAUGAGCGGAUUGCGGAUUCUAGUCCCCGUGAAGAGGGUGAUCGACUAUGCGAUCAAACCCCGAAUCAACAAAACCCAGACAGGCGUCGAAACCGCCGGCGUCAAGCACUCGCUCAACCCCUUCGAUGAGCUCUCGAUCGAGGAGGCCGUCCGCCUCCGCGAGCGCAAAGGCCCCAUGAAAGUCGAAAACAUCCUCGCGCUCUCCGCUGGCGGAGCCAAGUGCGCCGAUACGCUCCGGACAGCGAUGGCCAUGGGCGCGGACCGGGCCUUCCAUGUCGAGGUCCCCGACAGCAACGACGGGGGCAUGGAGCCGCUGACCGUGGCGAAGAUGCUGCAGGCGGUGGUGAAGCAGGAGAACAUCAACCUGGUGCUGCUGGGGAAGCAGGCGAUUGACGGUGACCAGGGGCAGACGGGCCAGAUGCUGGCUGGGUUGCUGGGGUGGCCGCAGGCGACACAGGCGAGCAAGGUCGAGAUCAAGGACGAUAAGGGGACGGUGGAGGUGACUCAUGAGGUGGAUGGGGGUGUUGAGACGCUCCGGGCUCAGUUGCCCUUGGUGAUCACGACGGAUCUGCGGUUGAACGAGCCUCGGUACGCCAGUCUGCCGAACAUCAUGAAGGCGAAGAAGAAGCCGCUUGAGAAGAAGAAGCUGGAGGAUUUUGGGGUUGAGGAUAAGCGGCGGUUGAAGACGCUCAAGGUUACUGAACCUCCUGCGCGCCAGGGCGGCGGUAAGGUGGAGGAUGUUGACGGUCUGAUCGGCAAGCUGAAGGAGCUCGGUGCGCUGUGA